Spizellomyces punctatus DAOM BR117 is the source of this 1325-nucleotide messenger RNA. RefSeq lists its product as uncharacterized. Gene Ontology annotation, cellular component: snRNA-activating protein complex. The record is from RefSeq and is a predicted model, not a curated record. The transcript is spliced from 5 exons. Bases 174 to 1229 code for a protein of 351 amino acids. Gene Ontology annotation, biological process: snRNA transcription by RNA polymerase II; snRNA transcription by RNA polymerase III. NCBI's taxonomy places the organism in Eukaryota, Fungi, Chytridiomycota, Chytridiomycetes, Spizellomycetales, Spizellomycetaceae. Gene Ontology annotation, molecular function: RNA polymerase II cis-regulatory region sequence-specific DNA binding; core promoter sequence-specific DNA binding; RNA polymerase III type 3 promoter sequence-specific DNA binding.
CUUCGUCAGUGCACUUGACAGCAGAUGUGCUCAAGCUCACGUGCCAUCAUGCACAGUCCCUCUGCAACAACCCCCAAAUUACCACCAAUUACACUUGCUAUGGGGAUGCCUGGCUGAUUCAGAGACAGGAACCGCCUCGCCUGGUGUUUCUCCUGAGCUUGUUUAUAUAGGCUAUGGAUGGACCCUCGCUGGAGUGGAAGAAGAAAGCGUAUGGUACACCCUCAAAAGCGAUUAAGAUCACUCAGUUUCGCGACGAUGCGCUGAAGAGCAGGGCUACACAACUGGAAGCUCACGGCGAUAAUCGGGCUGGUGUUCAAGAGAGACCCUCUCCAGUUUUCGAAUUUCCUCUUUCGCCUUUGGAUUCCCAUGGACAGGAGGAUGUUGACACGGACGAGUCGGAAGAUUUCGCGCAGACACCGUCAGCAUUCCAAGAAUUUGAUGAAUAUGCCAGUCAAAAUGGAUUGGGAUUUUUAGAGCAGCUAAUGGCGGACGAUCCGGUCGACCCAGAAGAAGAGUCCACGAAAAUAGCAUUAGAUGAAAUUGUGAUAUCUGUAGUUUUCUGCCAUCCGCGCAGAGGAAGACAUCAAGCAUUGGCAGAAAUACAAGUUCUCGGGUCGCAACCUCUGACAGCAUUACGGAAUACAUUCUACUGCCCUACGGACUUCCUACAACUAGACAAUUGGGAUCCUCCUAUUGACAAUCUGCAAGUGAAACAAUCGGCAUCUUACUUUUUCAUUGAGAAUGUGUUCUAUAUCGACACCCGCAACCCGUCGGCUGCCGAUUAUAGCAGGCCAAUCAUUGAAUGGGCGGAAGAGGAGGGCCGGCAUCCGUCAAUUGGGCCUUACUUGACGGAUGUGAUGUCUGAACGGCGCUUCAUUGACCUUACACUGAGGUUGAACACACCCUACCUAUUUGUCCAUCAAGGCAAUUGCGAACAUAUUAUGGUGUUUAAGGAAGUCAGAUUGAUCACGGAGCAAGACGAUCGCCGACUGCAUGCAUAUCCGAAAACGAUUGCAUCUAGUCGUCUUUUGCAGUUUCAUCAAUUGUGUAACAUUUGUGGUUCCCACAAAGCUGAAUGGGCGACGACUGAAGACAUGCGGGCCGAUCGCGAUCCGUGUUUGUGGUGUGACGAUUGCUUCGACAAGUUUCACUUUAACGAGGAUGGUAGCAAGGCAUUCGACUUUGAGGCCCAUAGAUUUUGCGUCACAAUAGAACCACCGAAGCGCUAGAUAGAAUCGUUGCAUUUUGUUUAUCAUCAUCAUGAUCUCUGGGUGCGCAGCCCGCGGUUACUGAUUACGCGACAAUGAUCACGUGAUGCAUCCCGA